Molecule: messenger RNA, 1180 nt
Organism: Entelurus aequoreus (snake pipefish)
Lineage: Eukaryota; Metazoa; Chordata; Actinopteri; Syngnathiformes; Syngnathidae
Gene: nqo1
Product: NAD(P)H dehydrogenase, quinone 1
Exons: 6
Coding region: 142-975 (277 amino acids)
Cellular component (GO): cytosol
Molecular function (GO): NAD(P)H dehydrogenase (quinone) activity
Source: RefSeq, a predicted model, not a curated record
UGAACUAAACCGGUCCUGCACUUUAACAGCACUCCAUUUCUUAUCCAAUAAUCAUGUUUCUCACGCAAAGACAGCGGCAGAGUGUAUAAAAGUCACAAUGCCCUAACCAAGCAUGCAGACCUUUUCCAGCAGGCACACAACAUGGCUCAGAAGACAGUGUUGAUUGUGUACGCCCACCAGAGCUUGGGUUCAUUCAACGCUGCUGUCCGGGACGCGGCCGCUCAGGAGCUAUCAGAUCAGGGUUACCGGGUCAUCGUGUCAGACCUUUAUGCCAUGAACUUCAACGCCAACUCCACGCAGGAAGACAUAAUUGGUGAUCUGAAGAAUCCAGAGCUGUUUCAGUAUGGAGAAGAGACAAUGCAUGCCUGGAUGGAGGGUCGCCUGAGUGAGGACAUCAUGGCUGAACAACGCAAAGUAGAAGAGGCAGAACUCAUCAUCUUCCAGUUCCCUUUGUAUUGGUUCAGUGUUCCUGCCAUCAUGAAGGGCUGGAUUGACCGAGUGCUGACUCAGGGAUUUGCUUUCUCCAUGGAAAAGAUGUACAAUCACGGUAUUUUUAAGGACAAAAAAGCAAUGUUAUCUUUUACAACUGGAGCAACAGAAUCAAUGUUUCACCCUGAUGGCAUCAAUGGAGACAUUAACGUCACACUGUGGCCUCUACAGAAUGGCACUCUGCACUUCUGUGGCUUUCAGGUUCUUGCCCCACAGAUUUUCUGGAGUCCAGUUUACUGCCUCCCUGCAGUUAGAACUGCAAUGCUAGAAGGCUGGCGAGGUCGACUCAAGGGCCUGCUUGCGGAAAAGCCCCUGACUUUUGCACCGUGUGAGUUUUUCAACCUCAGCCCCAAAAAGGGGUUUUUGCUCCUGCCCAAAGUAAAGGAGGCGCAGAAAUCAAACCCCUACGGGAUCACUGUAGGACACCAUCUUGGCAAACCACUUCCACCCGACAACCAGACCAAAGCACAGUUGUCAGACGAAUAAACAAACUAAACAUGUCAGAGGAGCAAGAACAGAACCUUUCUCUUGACUGAAGUACGGGCCUUUACACAUAAGUUACAUAAUCACUGUGACACCAUACAAAAUGUGUGUGAAAGAGACGAGCAAAAUCACUGUCACGAAAAUUUACAUUUUGCCUGAUUUUUUUUUUUUCUUCAUGUAUUUCAUAUUAAUAAACACAGUGCAUUCA